AAAAUAUUAGUAUAAUACCAACAAGCCCAUCAACAGUUCUUUAAUGUGUUCAGCAGCUCAACGGUUCAUUUGGCUGCAUGAUUUUGGGGAUGAUUCCAUCUCUAUCACCUCCCUCACAAUCAACUCUUUCCACCCAAAUCCUCUAAGUAUAAGGCCGUAAGUUUCUCUUGAAAUACAGUGGGUAUACUGAGUGGGUGGUGAUUUUUUGGCAGAAAGAUGGGGAAGACUAAGGAAAUCUAGGGAUUUGAGGAGGGCCCUUUUUUAUUUUGAGGAAAAGGGCCCUUUUUGUGGGAAGAAAGAAGUAAUUGAGGAAAGGAAAAAAAAUGAAGGAUUUGUUAGGUAGUCCUGGAACUGUGAGUGGGUUGCUAUUAAGAAUAGGUCAGUGUUUGUUUGCAGCUGGCUCCAUUGGAGUUAUGGUUUCGGCUCUUGGCUUUUCUAACUUCACUGCUUAUUGCUAUCUCAUCGCAUCAAUGGGGCUUCAAGCACUGUGGAGCUUUGGACUUGCGUGUCUUGAUAUCUAUGCUCUGCGGAUAAAAAGAGACCUCCGUAAUCCGGUCCUAGUUAGCUUGUUUGUUGUUGGUGAUUGGGUAACAGCUACCUUAUCACUAGCUGCCGCAUGCUCUUCAGGUGGGAUUGCGGUUCUGUAUGCAAAAGACUUGAAAUUUUGUACAGGUCCAACGCAUCUUCCAUGCAACAGAUUUGAACUCUCCAUAGCUCUCGCAUUUGUAACAUGGUUCCUCAUUGCAAUGUCUUCUCAUGUAAUGUUCUGGAUUUUAGCAUCAGUUUAAAUGCUUUCAGAUUCAAUAUUUCCUUGCCACGUUUACAUAGUUCCUUGCAUGUUUCCACAUGUAAAUCAGUAUUUUGGCACCGUGAGAAGUUAUUGAUGUUCUCUUCGAGUUGGCUUGUAGCAGAAUUUUGUAAUAUUUGUUCUGUAAUCCGUCCCUUUUAAAUCUGUA
Messenger RNA from Sesamum indicum (sesame), 956 nucleotides. Its product is annotated as CASP-like protein 5B2. The record is from RefSeq and is a predicted model, not a curated record. NCBI's taxonomy places the organism in Eukaryota, Viridiplantae, Streptophyta, Magnoliopsida, Lamiales, Pedaliaceae. Gene Ontology annotation, cellular component: membrane.